CAUUAUUCCUUACUGAUCUUUAUUCCGUAUCCAUUCGGCAUUGCACUCCAUUCGGCAUUGAAGGGUAAACGACAAAGCAUUAAAAUGAAGCUGGAGCUUUUCUCUUCGAGUCGCAUAUCGGAGAAGGACAUGUUCAGUGACGGUGACGUGAUUUUGGAUUCGUCACUGUAUGCCGAGGAAGAGUUGGGCUCGGACGGAGACUGUACAGCCAAUAGCCCGGCGCCAGCUACGGUAAUUUCCGAGAGCAAGUCCAAACCGUACACUCGCAGACCCAAGCCACCGUACUCGUAUAUCGCACUUAUCGCCAUGGCCAUUCGGGACUCAGCCACGGGUCGCCUUACAUUGGCCGAAAUAAACGACUACCUGAUGAAUAAGUUUCCCUUUUUCCGGGGAACCUACACGGGCUGGCGAAACUCUGUCCGGCACAACUUGUCGCUGAAUGAUUGUUUUCUGAAAGUGCUCCGUGAUCCCUCACGUCCCUGGGGUAAGGAUAACUACUGGAUGCUAAACCCGCAUAGUGAGUACACGUUUGCAGACGGCAUCUUCCGCCGAAGGAGGAAGCGCAUCACUAAAAAACCUCUCAAGAACUUGGAAACUCAGGAGCGCGUUAUAAAGCAUAUGCGAAUACCACUGCGCGAGGAGAGCACCGGCACAAAGUUUUCCAGCUCGUUCGCCAUCGACACCAUCCUCAGUAAACCAUUCAGAAGCAGAGAGGAAAACAGGGAUAGCUUUUGGAGCAGUGCUAGGCUAAUGUUGCACGCUCCAUCACACUUCGUGCCGUUUGUCUUAAGAUAUCCACCGGUCAUCGUCCCUCUUGCUACACAGCCUGAAUUGCAAGUCACUUCCGUAGUGUCGCAGGGGUUUGAAGGUUGUACGCGUGAUACGCGGGACAUAACUAAUCACUCUAAGUGCGCGCCUGAUUUUUUGAAGCCGCUUCAGGCUCUUCCUCAUUCUCACCCAUUUACCUUUACUGCAGAAGAUCCUCGGUAUCACCCCUUCAGUAUGGACUCUCUGCUGUCUUAGGGCAGGAAGGCUGUCAGAAAGACAUGCACACAAAUACACCAGUAAUGUAUACUUUGUUGUAUGCAUUGAACAUAUUUGGGGUACAUUGCAUAUAAUUUAUCUACUGCAUAGAAAAUACAUAAAAUAUGUAUGUUAUGUGUAGUACAUUGCUGUGGACGUAAACAGUGAUUAGAUACCCUUUAAAUGUGGCGUCGGAGUUGAUGUGUGCUUACUGAUUCCAGUGUCUUGUUAACGAUGCCAAGAGUAUGAUUAAUAUAUAUUUAAAUGUAUAUAGUUUGUAAUUGUGAUCUUGUUUGCGUGAAGGUUUUGUCAGUAACCGCUUCAAGAGCUGCGCUCCAGAAGACGGGCAAGGCUGUUUGUGUAACAUUUAAAUGGUACUUUUCUUCAAAAAGA
Electrophorus electricus (electric eel) is the source of this 1416-nucleotide messenger RNA. It is a transcript of the gene foxq1b, whose product is annotated as forkhead box Q1b. Gene Ontology annotation, molecular function: DNA-binding transcription factor activity, RNA polymerase II-specific; RNA polymerase II cis-regulatory region sequence-specific DNA binding. The record is from RefSeq and is a predicted model, not a curated record. NCBI's taxonomy places the organism in Eukaryota, Metazoa, Chordata, Actinopteri, Gymnotiformes, Gymnotidae. Gene Ontology annotation, biological process: regulation of transcription by RNA polymerase II; cell differentiation; anatomical structure morphogenesis.